This is a messenger RNA of Nasonia vitripennis (jewel wasp), 2731 nucleotides long. Its product is annotated as dynein regulatory complex protein 1. Bases 144 to 2483 code for a protein of 779 amino acids. NCBI's taxonomy places the organism in Eukaryota, Metazoa, Arthropoda, Insecta, Hymenoptera, Pteromalidae. The record is from RefSeq and is a predicted model, not a curated record. Gene Ontology annotation, biological process: regulation of cilium movement; cilium-dependent cell motility; axonemal dynein complex assembly. Gene Ontology annotation, cellular component: axoneme; axonemal dynein complex. The transcript is spliced from 10 exons.
UAGUUAGUAGUUACCACUGGUUACGGAUUGUUAUCUCUAGCUACUCCGGUUUGAUUGUAAAUAGACAUUUUUGUGGGGUUGAUUACGUUAGCCGAAUUUUUCUAGGAUAUUUUGUACACGAUUGAGAGUUUUUUUAGCGAAUCAUGGCUGCUAAACCGGAGAAUUUAGAUAAGGAUUUCACGGAAAUCGAAGAGCCAUCAGUAUUAUCCACCGAUCCGAAUGAACGAAAACUAGCCCGUCGUUUACGAAUUCAAAGACGCGUCGAGGCUUUGCAAAAAUUAGAAGCUGAAACAACUGCAGAUGCAGGUGACCAUAGCGUGGAGGAGUGUCUCACUGAAAAACGAAUUGUUGCAAGUGCCGAGCUGUUGGAAAAAUUAAUUGCCGAAGGCAAUGAAGUGAUUUCCAACGUGCGAGUAGCAAAUGAUGCUCGAGAAAUAGAGCGUCGGCGAGAAGCGAGCAAGAUCCGAGAAAAAUUGCUCAAGCGAUUAGAAGAAAGCGCAGAUGAGUGCAAAAAGCGAUAUGACCUUAUUAACGAGCGAUGGCCAUUAAUUUUGGAGUCGAACGAUCCACUGGACAUCAACAGUGAAAUGGAGUCGCAAAAAGAAAAGUGCGACGAGGUACUGGCGAAAAAGGACAAAGUUAUUGCUGAACUUAAAGAAGAACUGCGGAAAGCUGACGAUAAAUAUUCCGAUGAUCAGAGAAAGCAAAAGGACGACAUAAAGCUGUUGAUCGAAAGGAUAGAGAAUCAGAUGAGCACUAUGGAAAACGUUUAUGGUAGAGAGCUAGAGCUGAUCGAAAAGACGUUAAAGACAGAAAGAGAAUCGUUGGUGAACAGUUUCCAGAAGAAGUGGGAUAAUCUUUACAAGCAACAAGAAGACGAAGACGUGGCAGGUGAUAAGAAAAGAAACGAAAUCAUGAAAGAAUACGAGGAAGAGAUGGAAAGGGUCAUGACAGAGCAUGACGAAGAAUUUAGAGCCCAAAAGAUUCAACUGGAAAACGAAUGUCAGGAUUUGCAGCAGCAAGUGGAGAAAAUGAAGGCUUUAUGUCUAUUGAAUUCCGAAAAAUUAACGUACAAUUAUACUGUGCUCAAAAGCCGGGAAGAGGAAAAUACCAUUGUAAAAAAUCAGCAGAAAAGAAAAAUAAACAAACUCCAGGGACUCAUCAAUAAUUUGAAGAAAAAUUACUCAGAGUUAGAGGAAAAUACGAAAUUAGAAAUAGAUAAACUGUCAGGACAAAUUGUGAAGGCUCAUACAAGUAUUACAGAGCUCGAAGAAAAGUCUAUUCAUUUUACGCGAGUUAAUGAGAAGCAGUAUCUAGACAUUUGGGAUAUGAAGUCUAAAAACGCCAAUGAACUGGUUAAAAAGAUUCUGACGGCGGAUAAAAUUAUUCACGAACGUACUCUGGGUAUUCUGUGGGACUCACCUCAAACGAAUUUACCGAAAAAAGAAGAUUUACCGUCUUAUUGUGCUGCGAUGGAUCUCAUUAAAAAGAGAAAACAAGAAGAAGCUCAAAGAUUAAAUAUUUUCCAAUAUGAGAAGAAAGAAAAAUCUGCUUUAGAAACUAAAUUAGAAAGAGAAGUCUUGAGCAAUAUUCUCAAACAAAUCUCCCAGUGUUCUGGAUAUCUAAUAGAAGAUAAAUUACAAGAAAUGAUUUCGAGUCGUAAUGAGGAAGAAAAAACGAUCAUAAGACUCGACAACGUUUUUCAGGCAUUAUCCAUCUCAACUCCCGAGGAAAUCAGUAUGCUUCUAGAUUUUUUCUUGCCAUAUUCGUAUUGCCCGGUAUGUUCUGCGAAGGAAGAUUCCAUUAGUUCUGACAGUUUUAAUUCAUCAUUUUCGAGUAAAUCUUCAAGCUGCGCCGAAAUUUGCGAUGGCUGCAAUGACGAAAACGUUAAGAAAUUGGUCGAUGCCGUGAAAGAAGAAGUCGGAGUAUUUCCAGAUCGUAAUGUCGAAUCAAGAAUCGAAAGAUUUUCGUCAAAUGACACGGUAGCUUCUGAAUCGUUGUCGGAUGAAGUUAAUGAAAGUGAAUUCGAUGAUGAAAAAGCUACGAAAGGAUACCAAAAGUAUACAUGUGACAAAGGGCAUGUGCUAGAAAUUCAAGCAGCGCAUGUAUCAAAAGCAAUGAGAGAAAUAGUAACCAAGUGUAGUGUUAUAGAAGAAAAAGAAAUGAUUUCUUUCGAAGAAAGAUUAAAUGAGAAGAAAUACACAAUUUCUAGAAACUUGGCGGCAGAGGAUGUUCAAAAUUAUUGGUCAAAUUAUCGAAAAAUUUUUGGUACACAAAAACAAAAGCUGUGGGAUGCUAUUUUAGUAGGUUUAAGCAAAUAUUACGAGGUUCUAAGAGAAAGACACAGCCUUUGUACUGAAAUUGAUGAUCUAAAAUUACAAAAUUCUGAACUGGAACGGUUAUUAGCAUCUCACACAGCAAGCCCAGAAGAUGGAAUAUCUCUACUGCAAGUCAAAUCAGCUAAACAUUCAUCGUAUAUAUGAAUAUAUUUCUUCCUGUGUUUUGAUACUCAAAUAAAUUCACCACUUUCUCUUUUCGAUAAAACUUAAUUUAUUAAGGUUUAAUAUUUGUAUAAGCUGAAGAGAAUUCAGAAUGCAUUAUUGCAUCUAGUUUGAAGAUAUUAAUAAUCGAUAUAAAAACAAUCAACAAAUAAUACCACAAAAGCCAGUACAAAUUAUGGAGCUUCUGUAAAGUUCUGUAAAUUGAGAUUAUAGUAUUACAAAAAGAAUAA